Molecule: messenger RNA, 338 nt
Organism: Notothenia coriiceps (black rockcod)
Lineage: Eukaryota; Metazoa; Chordata; Actinopteri; Perciformes; Nototheniidae
Product: ELKS/Rab6-interacting/CAST family member 1-like
Exons: 3
Biological process (GO): maintenance of presynaptic active zone structure; neuromuscular synaptic transmission; regulation of synaptic plasticity
Cellular component (GO): cytoskeleton of presynaptic active zone
Molecular function (GO): structural constituent of presynaptic active zone
Source: RefSeq, a predicted model, not a curated record
CUGUCAAAUACCCACACACACAGAAACAGGUGGAUGACCUGCUGGUUGCCAUGGAGAAGGUGAAGCAGGAACUGGACGUGAUGAAGGCCAAGCUGUCAUCAACUCAACUCUCACUGGCUGAGAAGGAAGGUCACCUGACGUCGCUGCGGGCCGAGCGGCGGAAGCACCUGGAGGAGGUCCUGGAGAUGAAGCAAGAGGCGCUGCUGGCAGCCAUCAGUGAGAAAGACGCCAACAUCGCCCUGCUGGAGCUCUCCUCCUCCAAGAAGAAGAAAACCCAGGACGAGGUGGCAGCUCUGAAGCGGGAGAAGGAUGGUCUGGUUCAUCAGCUCAAACAGCAG